AUUGGUUGUGAAGGUUGUUCGUGCUUGGUUUGGUCAAGACUACAAAAAUAAAAAACUACCAUUUUCCAUGGAGUUGGUUCUAAUGGAUCGAAAGUUACCUUUUUCAUAUUGUUUUUCUUUUUUGUUUUUUUUAGUAUUUUUUUGUUUAAAUUAUAGUGUUCUCAUCUUUUUUAUCUAGGGUGAUCAAAUUGGUGCGUCUAUACGAAGAACAUUGAUCUACAAGUUCAAGAAUCAACUCCAAGAGGGAAUGGUGUUCACGAUUUCCUCAUUUAAUGUUGCUAGCAACAGUGAUUUGUAUCGACCAUCACGCAAAGAAUACAAACUGAAUUUCACAAUCAACACAAAAGUCAAACUAUCUAUAACUGUUUUGGUCCCAACAAACGUGUAUUCGUUUACACCUGCACCUGAUGUUUUCAAUGAAUUUUACGACAACAACUACUUAGUUGAUGUAAUUGGAGUCAUGAUUGGAGUUGGAGUUGAAAGAGAGUACGAAAGAGAUGGUGUAAAAACUAAAAUAUGAAUGUCAUUGAGUUGGAGCUGAACUCUUUCCUAUCUUCCGGUGAAUCUCAAAAUGCUGUUGUAGCCAUUAUGUUGACAAAAGUUAAAUUGUUUCAAGGAAAACCAGCAUUACAAAAUGCAUUUUCUUCCACUAGAAUCACAUUCAAUCCUGAAAUUGGUGAAACAAAGGAACUAAGGAAAAGCUUUCUUAGUGCAAAUACAAAUUCUCCUGCAUCGGGAUUGAUCCAGUUACCAAAUUCAUCUUGCAUAUCUGUACAUGAGGAGUUUCUCUUACUUACUCCUAGGACCACUAUUGAGGAGUUGAAGAAUGUUAAUAAGCUUUUUUUUUUUUUUUAUUACAGGUCUAUUUUGGUAAAGUUUGCACACCUUUUAGUAUAA
Messenger RNA from Medicago truncatula (barrel medic), 897 nucleotides. RefSeq lists its product as uncharacterized. The coding region runs from base 517 to 897 and encodes 126 amino acids. Lineage: Eukaryota; Viridiplantae; Streptophyta; Magnoliopsida; Fabales; Fabaceae. The record is from RefSeq and is a predicted model, not a curated record. The transcript has 4 exons.